This is a messenger RNA of Colletes gigas, 1267 nucleotides long. RefSeq names its product mediator of RNA polymerase II transcription subunit 6 (gene MED6). Gene Ontology annotation, biological process: regulation of transcription by RNA polymerase II. Lineage: Eukaryota; Metazoa; Arthropoda; Insecta; Hymenoptera; Colletidae. The coding region runs from base 395 to 1084 and encodes 229 amino acids. The transcript is spliced from 5 exons. Gene Ontology annotation, molecular function: transcription coactivator activity. Gene Ontology annotation, cellular component: mediator complex; core mediator complex. The record is from RefSeq and is a predicted model, not a curated record.
AUAAUUUGGUCUUCGUUAUUCACGGGGGGAAAAGAAAGUUAAUGUUUAUAGUCCAUUGCGUGCUUCGUACAUAAUUUUAGUUUAUCGAUAGUUUGGAGUAAAUUUUGUGUCUUUAAGACAUUUGAGAACCACUAGCUACCGUCGAGGAACGUUUGGUUUAUUUGUGUCGUUUUGCGAUUCUAAUUUUAUAGUGUAUUGUCUGUGUGCGAUGAAAGUAAAUAGUUGCGUUUGAUCGAUUCGUACGAAAAUAUAUUCGCAAUUACAAAUAUUAAUGUUGUUUUUAAUCUUUAAUAGUCUAGAACAACAAACCCCAUUGGCCAUAACAAGCUUAUUUUGUUACGUAAACAAAAUAUGUGCUUGAACAUUUAAUGUUUUAAUAUUUUAUAAAUUAAAAAUGUUGCCAGGAAGACCUCCGGUGACAGAAAAUCCUUUGGGACUCUCUUGGCAUGACAGCGCAUGGAUUCCUGUAUUAAAUCCAAAUAACAUAAUGGACUACUUCUCUGAAAGAAGUAAUCCCUUUUAUGAUAGAACUUGCAACAAUGAAAUUGUUAAAAUGCAACGUUUAAGUCCUGAUCAAUUGCAAAAUAUGACUGGGCUCGAAUAUAUACUUUUACAUGUUCAAGAACCUAUUUUAUAUGUAAUUAGAAAGCAGCAUCGUCAUUCUCCGAUUUUAGCGGCACCGCUCGCCGAUUAUUAUAUCAUUGCGGGCGUUGUGUAUCAAGCACCUGAUUUAGCGUCCGUCGUGAGCUCAAGAUUGUUAUCUACAGUACACCAUCUACAGUCUGGUUUUGAAGAGGCUAGUUCUUGUUCUCGAUAUCAUCCUAGUAAAGGAUACUAUUGGGAUUUUAAAAAUGGGAAAGCCUUGGCCACGAAGAAGGAAACUCCCGUUCGCGAGGAACCCAGCUCUUUAUUUCAACGCCAAAGGGUGGACAUGUUACUCGCCGAACUUACGCGUAAAUACCCAUUAUCUAUCCCAAAACCAGUGAAUCAAGUAACAGAGUCUUCCAUGGAAAUUAAACAAGAAAUAAAAGUUGAAAAGAAAGAUAUGAAACCACCGCCGGAAAAGAAGCCAAAAGUUAAUUAACAAAGACUGUAAUAUAUAAUGAUUUAAGUUUAUGUAUGUAUUCCAUAUAAUCUCUAUUUUCAUGGCACAUUUACUUCAUGAGACAAGCAUUUAACAUUCGAAUUAAUUGUAUUUUUUUUUUCUGGAAUAUAAAAAUUGUAAUGUACUGGUAUGUAAUGUAUUAGUAUUAGACAUAGUGUAAAA